UUCCAGAUGGCGCAGAGAGGCACCUCUGACUCAGCGGGAAAGAAUUAGGGAUGAGAGCGGAGCAGGUCGGAGCGGCCGGGGGCCGGCUUCUCCCCCGGGCCCGCCGGCGCCGGCGGGGUUAACUGGGAAGCUGCCAAGCCGGACUGUUGGAUGGGCGUCAAACGGGGCUCCGGCCCGCGCCGAGGGGAAGGCCACAGAGCCAGACGCAGGGCCGUCCGGCCAGACAUUCCCGCCUCUGCUCCCGCUCCGGCUCCCUCGGCCAGGAUGACCGACAGGACAGGGCCCCUGCUGCUGGCAGCCCUGCUGCUGCGCUGGGCGGCGUUGGGCGUGGAGCCGGGAGGCGAGGCGGGCGAGGAGGCCGAGGCGGGGCGGUGCCCGGGGCCCUGCGCCUGCAGCUACGAGGACGACUACGGCGAGGAGCUGAGCGUCUUCUGCAGCGCCCGCAACCUGAGCCGCCCGCCGGAGGGGGUGCCCGGCCAGGCCCGGGCCCUGUGGCUGGACGGCAACAACCUGACGGCCCUGCCGGCCGCGGCCUUCGGGAACCUGUCGGGCCUGGACUUCCUCAACCUGCAGGGCAGCCAGCUGGGCCGGCUGGAGGCCCAGGCCUUCCGCGGGCUGGCCCGCCUGGCCCACCUGCACCUGGAGCGCAACCGGCUGCGGGGGCUGGCCCCCGGCACCUUCCUGCACACCCCGAACCUGGCCAGCCUCAGCCUGGCCAACAACCGGCUGGGCCAGCUGGACGGGACGCCCUUCGCGGGGCUCUGCCAGCUCGGGGAGCUGAACCUGGGCUGGAACGCCCUGGCCGUCCUCCCGGACGCCGUCUUCCGGGGCCUGCCCCGCCUGCGGGAGCUGGUCCUGGCGGGCAACCGGCUGGCCUACCUGCAGCCGCCGCUCUUCGCCGGGCUGGGCGAGCUGCAGGAGCUGGACCUGAGCGCCAACGCCCUGCGCAGCGUCAAGGCCCACGUGUUCGCCGGCCUGCCGCGCCUGCAGAAGCUCUUCCUGCGCGGCAACCAGCUGAGCGCCGUGGCCCCGCGGGCCUUCCUGGGCCUGCGGGCCCUGCGCUGGCUGGACCUGUCGCACAACCGGCUGGCCGUCCUCUUCGAGGACACCUUCCUGGGCCUGCCCAGCCUGCACGUCCUGCGCCUGUCGGCCAACGUCAUCGCCGGCCUGCGGCCCCGGGCCUUCCGGGACCUGCCCCACCUGGAGGAGCUGCAGCUGGCCGGCAACCGGCUGGGGGCCCUGGCCGCGGGGGCCUUCGAGGGCCUGGCCCGCCUGGAGGUCCUGGCCCUCAACGACAACCGCAUCCGCGAGGUGGGGCCGGGGGCCUUCGCCGGCCUGGCCCGCCUGGCCGUGGUCAACCUGUCCGGGAACUGCCUGGCCGCCCUGCCGGCCCAGGCCUUCCGGGGCCUGGCCGCCCUGCACAGCCUGCACCUGGAGCGGGCCUGCCUGGGCCGCGUCCCCGCGGGGGCCUUCGCCGGCCUGGCCGCCCUGCGCCGUCUCUCCCUGGGCCACAACGGCAUCGCGGCCAUCGAGGAGCAGGGCCUGCGCGACCUGGCCGGCCUCCUGGAGCUGGACCUGACCGGCAACCGGCUGACCCGCCUCCCCGCCCGGGCUUUCCGCGACCUGGCCCGCCUCGAGUACCUGCUCCUGGCCGGCAACCAGCUGGCCGACCUGGCCCCCGAGGCCCUGCUCCCGCUGCGCCGCCUCUCCUGGCUCGACCUGGCCCACAACCGCCUGGGGGCCGUGGCCGCCGGCCUCUUCGCCCCGCUGCCCGCCCUGCGCUUCCUCAGCCUGCGCAACAACUCUCUGCGGGCCUUCGCCCCCGCCCGCCAGGCCCCCGCCGGCCUGCGCCAGCUCUGGCUGGCCGGCAACCUUUGGGACUGUGGCUGCGGCCUGCGCGAGCUGCGCGACUUCGCCCUCAGCAACCCCGGCGUGGUGCCCCGCUCCGUCCGGCAGGAGCCCGCCGACGACCGCCAGCCCCCGGCCUUCGCCCACAACAACAUCACCUGCGCCGGGCCCCCGGACGUGGCCGGCCUGGACCUGCGCGAGCUGGGCGACGACCGCUUCGCUCACUGUUGAGCCCGGCCCGGGCGGGGGGCGUCCCCCCGGCCCCGGGAGGGUCGCCCCCGAGACCCGGAACCCGUGAACGCCCGCGCCGGCUGGAGCGGGGGCGGCC
This is a messenger RNA of Tachyglossus aculeatus (Australian echidna), 2176 nucleotides long. RefSeq names its product insulin like growth factor binding protein acid labile subunit (gene IGFALS). The transcript has 2 exons. The coding region runs from base 151 to 2079 and encodes 642 amino acids. Lineage: Eukaryota; Metazoa; Chordata; Mammalia; Monotremata; Tachyglossidae. The record is from RefSeq and is a predicted model, not a curated record. Gene Ontology annotation, molecular function: protein binding.